Triticum dicoccoides is the source of this 1847-nucleotide messenger RNA. RefSeq names its product probable protein phosphatase 2C 11. The record is from RefSeq and is a predicted model, not a curated record. The coding region runs from base 227 to 1369 and encodes 380 amino acids. NCBI's taxonomy places the organism in Eukaryota, Viridiplantae, Streptophyta, Magnoliopsida, Poales, Poaceae. Gene Ontology annotation, molecular function: protein serine/threonine phosphatase activity; cation binding. Gene Ontology annotation, biological process: protein dephosphorylation. The transcript is spliced from 12 exons.
ACUCUGCAUCUUAUCACCUUCCUUGCCCCUCCGCAACCGCAAGGGCCGCCCUCCUCCGUCCCGCGCCGCUUCCAAAACUCCAAAUCGGAAUCUCCUUCCCCCCUCCCCGCGACAGCCCGGCACACGCGCACCCGGCCGUGAUCCGCCACCUUCAGCUGCGCUCGUCAGUCGUCAUGCAAGGAACUUUUUAGCUUCCUAUGGAACUGUAAUCGAAGCUUGAGAUUUGAUGCACUGGAAUGUUAUUAACAAGGUUCAGAGCUACUUGAACUGUGGUAUCCAUUCUACAUCACAGAUUUCUUUCCUUGCCAAGAUGGGAGUUUAUCUCAGUACUCCAAAGACCGAUAAGCUAUCCGAAGACGGGGAAAAUGAUAAACUCAAAUUUGGUCUUUCAUCUAUGCAAGGAUGGCGUGCAAGCAUGGAAGAUGCUCAUUCAGCAUUGCUAGAUCUUGACAAUGAGACGGCAUUCUUCGGUGUUUUUGAUGGCCAUGGAGGAAGGGUGGUUGCCAAAUUCUGUGCAAAAUAUCUACACUCGCAAGUUCUCAAAAGUGAAGCAUAUUCUUCUGGUGACCUAGGAACUGCUGUUCAUAAAGCUUUCUUUAGAAUGGAUGAAAUGAUGCGAGGACAGAGAGGUUGGAGAGAACUAUCUGCACUAGGAGAUAAGAUGAACAAGUUCAGUGGCAUGAUAGAAGGGUUGAUUUGGUCUCCGAGAGGCAGUGAUUCGAAGAAUGCAGAAGAUGACUGGGCUCUAGAGGAGGGACCCCACUCUGACUUUGAUGGGCCAACAUGUGGAAGUACAGCAUGCGUAGCACUAGUAAGGAAUAACCAACUUGUCGUGGCAAACGCUGGUGAUUCGCGGUGUGUUAUUUCUAGGGCUGGCCAGGCAUACAAUUUGUCCAGAGACCACAAGCCAGAGCUUGUAGCUGAGAGAGAAAGAAUACUAAAAGCAGGCGGGUUCAUACGCAUGGGGCGGAUAAAUGGAAGUUUGAACUUAGCGAGAGCGAUUGGAGAUAUGGAAUUUAAGCAGAACAAAUUCUUGCCUCCUGAGAAGCAAAUAGUGACUUCAAAUCCUGACAUCAAUGUUGUGGAGCUUUGCAAUGAGGAUGACUUUCUUGUUUUAGCAUGUGAUGGCAUUUGGGACUGUAUGUCAAGCCAGCAGUUGGUGGAUUUCAUCCAUGAGCAUAUACACACGGAGAGCAGCCUUUCUGCAGUGUGUGAAAGAGUGCUCGACAGAUGCCUGGCUCCAUCAACAAUGGGCGGAGACGGAUGCGACAACAUGACCAUGAUCUUGGUGCAGUUCAAAAAACCAGUCAGUGACAAGAAAAAGGCUGACGUGGGGGAGCAAUCUGCAAAAGGCAAGGAAGAGUCUUGAGGUUCAGUGAGUAUACGUGUUAUGCGAAGGCUCCACUGAUGCUGAGGUCUACGGCUCUUGACACGGGCUAGGAUGCUAAGUUGUCAAUGUGAAAUUGUGUGCACUCUGUGGCUGGGGUAUCGACUGUAUAUCAGUCGAUUGCUGUGGUUGGCGUGCAUUCUGCCUGCGAACCCAGGAUAAAUCACAUUGCUUGGCGCAACAUCGAAAUCCUGGCACUCAACUUCUCUUAGCCGCUCUGUUCGUCAUUGUACAAUCCAUGGUUUGGAUCAUCCACGCCUCCCAAAUUCAUAAUUUGGUGUUUUGUUAUAGUUUGUGUGUAUGCUGUAAACGUGGCUGGGGUGUUCCUUUGUUUUUUGGUGGUAUAUUCCAUGCCUCAGUGGCUGUGGCUGUUGUUCUGAUCUUGUAAUGUAUCAAAUCUGAAUCCAGUGUGUUUCUGUUCUUUGCCACGAAUAUAUUCUUUAGUUGUUUGCCAAGAAAA